Molecule: messenger RNA, 2233 nt
Organism: Uloborus diversus
Lineage: Eukaryota; Metazoa; Arthropoda; Arachnida; Araneae; Uloboridae
Gene: SpdS
Product: spermidine synthase-like
Exons: 11
Coding region: 307-1191 (294 amino acids)
Biological process (GO): spermidine biosynthetic process
Cellular component (GO): cytosol
Molecular function (GO): spermidine synthase activity
Source: RefSeq, a predicted model, not a curated record
AUCACGCUUUGAUUUAUUAACACGUGCUAAUAGUUUUGUUUUCAUUAAAAAAAUCACGAGACACUUUAUUAUCUUUAACCGUUUCAUUUUUCUGCGAAUGACAUGUUGAAAGAAAAAGAGAUAUUUUGACGCAUGUAUUUUUUCAACCCUCCCUUGACAUUUAUACAAACUUUAAUGUAGAUGCGUUUGGUUGCUGAAAUUUUCUAUUCUGAGUAAUGGGUACUUCGCCAAAAAGUGACAGUGUAUUCGACCAAUUUGAUUCAGUUUUUGAUCUUCAGCCUUUGUUUUUAAACAAGUGCAUUAGGUAUGGAUGCUUUUAAAAAAGGUUGGUUUACAGAAACAGGCACUUUAAAUGGAGAUCAAGCAUUGUCAAUGGAAGUUGAAAAAGUUUUGUAUCAUGAAAAAUCAAAGUAUCAAGAUAUUCUAGUCUUAAAAAGCAAGAGAUUUGGCAGAACUCUUAUUUUAGAUAAUGCUAUUCAAUGUUCAGAAAGGGAUGAAUUUUCAUAUCAAGAAAUGAUCACAUUCUUACCUUUGAAUUCACAUCCAGAUCCCAAAAAGGUUUUAAUUAUUGGCGGGGGAGAUGGAGGUGCAGUUAGAGAAGCUGUUAAGCAUCCAUCUGUUGAAUCUGUUACUCUUUGUGAAAUUGAUGAGAAAGUUAUUGAAGUUUCUAAAAAGUUCCUACCUUUUAUGGCAAAAGGAUUUGAAAGUCCCAAGCUCUCUCUUCAUGUUGGUGAUGGCAUUGAAUUUGUGAAAAACCACAGGGAAGAGUUCGAUGUUAUAAUCACUGAUUCAUCAGAUCCAAAAGGCCCAGCUGUUGGUCUGUUCCAGAAGCCAUACUAUGAAUCAAUAAAACAGGCUCUUAAGCCUGGUGGUAUUGCUUGUUCUCAAGGCGAAUCAUUUUGGUUUGAUCUUGGAAUGAUGAGGGAAAUUGUAGACAUAUGCAAAAGUUUGUUUCCGGUGGUGGAUUAUGCUUCAUCAUAUGUUCCAACAUAUCCAGGUGGACAGAUUGGUUAUGUGCUUUAUAGUAAGAACCCAGAAACAAACUUUAGGAAUCCACUCAUUAAAUUUACCCUAAAUAAGUUAAAAGAACUCAAUUUAAGGUACUACACACCUGAUGUUCAUCGUGCUGCAUUUGCUCUUCCUUUAUUUGUAGCAGAGGAACUGGGAUUAGACUGGCGAGUUAAUUUUUGAAUCCCAGAAGACUAUUUGAAAAUCACCUGGAAAUAAUUAAAAAAUCAAAAUUUAGUAUUUUUUACCUUUUACAGCUCUACUGUAUUGCUUUUUAUAAAUGUACAUGUUAUAAACAUGCGAAUUCAUUUUACUCAAAUUAGAAAAUUAUUAGUUGUAAAUAUUUCUAACUGUAAUAUCAGCCACAACUAUAACUUAUAAAAACUGAUAUUUUUAUAACACAAUAUUUUUUUUAUACUCAAUAUUUUAAAGUGGUUUUCAUGUUAUCGUAUUAAGUAUUCACUUAGAAUGUUUUUAAAUUGUUGAUUCUUCGCAAAAAAAAAAGUCUCUAACUUUGUUUGAAUAACUUUUUUGUCAUGCUUUUGAGGGGAGGGGAAGUAGCAAUUUGAAAUGAGAGUUAUAUUUUUGUAAAAUAAUACAUUAGAUAAUAUGCUCAUGUGUAACUAGGGACCAAACAUAAACUGAAUUUGCAGUUUGAAUGGAAAUAACCUUAACAGCUUGUAGUUCUAGAAAAGGUUGAUACAAUGUGUAAAUUUGCUCAAUGAAUCUGUGCCAUGAUUUUUACUGAAAAAACUAUCUUAAUAUCUUGUUAAGUAAUUAAUUUAAAUAUACUAAUGCAUUAGAGAAGUUUUUUUUGCACACAAAUGGUAAACAUUUAUUUUUCGUUCAAAAAUAAUGAUUAAAAUCAUUUGUUUCUAGCUAUUUUGUUCAGUGCCAAGUAACAUCAGUAACUAUUUACACUAAAAAGUGCUUUGAAUUGUGAUAACUGGUUUAAUACAUUGAAUUAUAGCUACACUAAAUUAAGUCAUUUAAAAAAUAAAUUUUUAAUUGCGAUAAUCAGUUUUGAGUACUUGCCUUUUGUAUUGUGUAAUGAAUUUUACAAAGUAUAAAAUUAAGUUCAGGGAUAUUUUUUUUCUUGGUGGUAAAAAUAUUUUAUAUUUUACCUCAAAUUCAAAGUGUUUUAUAAAAUAUAGUUACUACAGAAUCAAAUAGCAUAAUAUGAACUUUUUACCAUUGUUUUCUCUGUAAAUCAAAAUGUAUCAAA